Molecule: messenger RNA, 3385 nt
Organism: Stegostoma tigrinum
Lineage: Eukaryota; Metazoa; Chordata; Chondrichthyes; Orectolobiformes; Stegostomatidae
Gene: ap5z1
Product: adaptor related protein complex 5 subunit zeta 1
Exons: 17
Coding region: 51-2507 (818 amino acids)
Cellular component (GO): AP-5 adaptor complex
Source: RefSeq, a predicted model, not a curated record
AUUGUGGUACGCGCCGCUUCCUGUCCCCCUGGGGUCCGGGGAAAAUUUGGAUGGUUGACGCGGUGGCCGUGAUGUUUGGGGCCUCGGCAGGGAACCUCCUCAGGCAGGCCAGAGAAGUACAAGAUGAAGACCUACAGAAAUUCUGCUCCCGCAUUUCCACACUUCUGCAGAAUAAAGAAUACAAUAAAGAGGCUAUUGAUUCCCUACAGAAACUCUUCUUGAUUGUCUCAGCAACAAAGUAUGGCAGAACUCUUUCCAGGGAUGUCCUACAGAAACUCCACAGCACCUUGUGUUUCCUGAAGGCGCCACAGCCAGUCCUUGUUCUAUGCUCUGCCAUUCUGAGAGAGAUCCUGCCAAGCAAUUCUUUGACUUUAUCUUGUGAUGGGGUGAAUGAUAUGAAAACCGUGAGCCUAAUAUCAAGUAUAAUUCUGGCUCAGGGAAGUAUAAAUGGUGAUGUUGAAGCUGUGUGUAAUCGUGUUUUGAAACUGCUAGAAUCUCGCCAAGUUGAGAGUCAAGGUUCACGGUUUCUUCUGCCUAUUUUGUCCAAAGUCCUUGAUGUUGCACCUACAACUCUCAGUGAAGAGCAAGUGAAUGCUGUUAGUAAGAAGCUUGUUGAUUGGCUGCGUUAUGCAAGUACUCUACAAGGUGCCCCUACUUCUUCUGGAGGCUUCUUUAGUCCAAGAUCACGACAGCCUGCUUCCAUUUUAGAGGUGGAUGGAGCGGUGGCAGGUGAUUUCUUCACAUUACUUUCUAUUGGCCAUUAUUACACUGAGGAUCAAUGGCUCAACAUGCACUCUUUCUCCAUGAUCAGAAAGUGGCUGCAAUAUUUUGGAGCAAGUGGAGUCAACAGCAGUGAUGCAGAUGAAAAGUCAGAAUUAGACAGCUCUGUAAUGUCAAUGGUUUCUGCUUCCUCAACAUCCAGUCGUCUGAUGCCCCCUAAAGAACGUCUGCGGGAGAAGACGUUUGAAUAUUGCAAUCGGUUAAUUGAACAGAGUGAUAGAAAAGCUAUAAAGAAGUCUGACUCUGAGCUUCAGAAAGCUUGUCUUAUUGAAGCAGUGACUUUGUUCGACCUGAUCUGUCGACAAGAUCCUUCAUUUGUAUAUCGAGCCUUUCCAGUGGUGAAAGCACUAUAUGGGAGGAUCUGUGCAGACUCUGGUUUUGCCAGAGUGCUGCUUCCAGUUGUUCAGUUCUAUCUAAAUCACAGUGAACUGGCAGCAGUGGACUCUGAAGCUGUUUACAGACACUUAUUCACCAAGAUCCCUUCUGAACUAUACCAUGACUCAAUGGUGGCCUUUGAAUUUCUCCAGUUUUGCAGGAAGAAUAGAAAAACACUGAGUGAAAAUGUUGGAAUUUUCCCCAAGAGCUUUCCAAAUAUGUUCAAGUUCCUAGCAUGGAACACACCAUCCUUGUUCCCCGAGUUCAUUGAAUUGCUGCCCGAACUGAUUCGUCCAGACACGUCACUGGAGAUCCUUCAUUCGCUGCUUGACCUCCCUUGCCUGACUGCAGCACUUGAAGCCCAACUCAGGUCACAGACCUCUGUUGCAGGUGAGAAGAUGAUCGCAGAUCAGAACAGAAAGACCCUGAACUCUGCAGAAGCCUUCCAGAACCUGCAUUACCGAAGCAUGUUUUUGUAUAUUCUCCGGGUCGAGGCGGGAGCUGGGGAUACGAUUGACAGGCUAAACCUACUUCAUGAGGUGCUUUUGGACAUGGCUCAGCAGCCUAGAGUCAUACACUGUGCUCAGACUGUCCCCAUUCUGUUGCAGGUUUUCUUCAAUGUUGUCAUCCAGUUUGCAGAUGGUCCACUGAUUAACCAGCUGGUUCUGGUUAUCCUGGAGCGUAGCAGUCUCCUGUAUGACAUCCCUGACUUCAAAACUGAAGUUCAACGAGUAUUCAGUUCCCAGCUGUUGGUGUUAUGUAAACUAUACCCACCUCUAAUAGUAGAACAGUCCAAAGAGCUGCUGGAAUUUUGUGCAACAGUCAGCAACAUCAUCAAUAAGGAGACCUUCUUCACUCAUGUGGUUUGGGCAAUCGGGGAGUACGUGUCUUUUACGUAUGACAGAUGCUGCACAGUGGAACAAAUCACCAAGUUCUUUGAAACUCUUGAAGCAUUACUUUUUGAGAUCACACAGCUGCGAGCUUCUGCCUUUGUCCCCAAGUACUCACCGCGGGUUAUCACUGUUCUCAUGACUACACUGGCAAAAUUAGCAUCUCGGAGCCAGGACCUGAUUCCAAGGGUCUCUAUGUUCCUGUCCAAGAUGAGGCCAUUUGUUCGUAGUGCUAUGAUUUCCUCCACAUACAGUGAGGAUGAUAUUCAAGAAAUCCUGACCCGUGCCACUGAACUCAAUAAUCUGUUAAAGGCUCCAAAUGUAGCUCAGGUUAUACUGGGAUCCUCUGUGGACAUUGCCAAUCCAAGGUGGUACAAGGAUACCAAUGCUUCACUGCCACUCACCCUGAGGACUAUCAGCAAAGUGCUACAGAGAGAGCCAGCACCAGGAUUCUCUGCGUAGUAUCUUAAAGAUGUGUAGGAUUUGUUUUAAGAAAAAUGUUUACAAAUAUUUUUUCAUUUUCUGAAAUUAGUAAAAGCUGUGUCAAAAAUCAAACGGAUCAAUAGGUGAUCAAUUUUGACUAUAGAUCAUUAACAUUUGACAAAUGGAAGUUGUCCAUUAUCGGCUUAUAGAAUAAAGAAAUAUUUGUAAAUAGUUUGGUACGAUACAACUUGAGUAUUGCUGAAAUAAGUCCUUUCUUCAGAACAGUUCAACUUUGCUUUCUCUCCAUAGAUGCUGCAAGAGCUGCUCUGUUUCUCCAACAGUAUUGCCUCAGCUUACCAGCAUCUGCAAUUCUUUGUUUUAGUAAGUAAUUGGGGAAAUGUAAAAAAUAGCAAUCUGAGUGAGGAGGGGGGAAAAAGAGAAAUCAUUCAUGCCAUAUUGAUCAGGUUAAAUGUGGAUAAUUGAAAGACAAUCAUGGAAAACUUUCAAUUUCCAUGAACAUGAUAAAUCCUACAGGGUAAAAUAACAGUUCCAAAGAAGAAAAAUUGUUAAUCCAUGAAAGUAGUGUUUAUUUGCAUAGAAUUCUUCAGAAAUAGAAACUAUACCAUGAGUGCACAUUCGAAAUACAUUGUAAAGUUCUAUAUAAGCCAUCACACAAAAUAUAUUAUUUGAGCUGUUAUUAACAAAAUACAAGAGGUAAAAGUAAUGUUCUAAUAAAAUAAAAGGACUGGACUUUGAUGUGGCUUGUUUGGAUAAAAACAAAAUUUGUAAGCAGUCCCUUCUAUGUGUGCCCCACAAUAACAAGGUUUUGUUCAGGAAAUUACUCUUACAGACCAUGUCACUUAGUGAUGGAAUGUAGCUUGAUGUUCAAAAUAUAAAUUUUUAUUUUUAAAUUGUCA